Messenger RNA from Abrus precatorius (Indian licorice), 1125 nucleotides. Its product is annotated as protein trichome birefringence-like 38. NCBI's taxonomy places the organism in Eukaryota, Viridiplantae, Streptophyta, Magnoliopsida, Fabales, Fabaceae. Gene Ontology annotation, molecular function: O-acetyltransferase activity. Bases 1 to 1125 code for a protein of 374 amino acids. Gene Ontology annotation, cellular component: Golgi apparatus. The transcript is spliced from 5 exons. The record is from RefSeq and is a predicted model, not a curated record.
AUGGGUGUUGGAAAGAGGAUACAUGGUUGGAUCAAAGUGGGCAUUUUUGGGGUGAUUUGGCUGUGUCCAUGGCUGUGUUUGGCUAAUGUUGGAGGAGAUGUUCAAUCAAAUUCGAAGUCCAACACGAAGUGGGAAAGAUCAGCACAAGAAUUGAGUUGCAAUGUGUAUGAAGGAAGAUGGGUGUGGGAUGAAUCCUAUCCUCUCUAUGAUUCUUCAACCUGCCCUCACAUUCGUAAAGAGUUUGAUUGCUUGAAAUAUGGUCGUCCUGAUCGCCAAUACCUCAAAUACAGAUGGCAACCCCACCAAUGCCUUUUACCAAGAUUUGAUGGGAAAAUUUUCUUGACACUAUUUAAGGGGAAGCAGAUCAUGUUUAUUGGAGAUUCAGUCAGUCUCAACCAAUGGCAGUCACUUGUAUGCUUGCUUCAUUCUUCUGUACCUCAAAGUCAAAUAUUAGAGCAAACCAAUAUGUCCAUGUCUAACUACACAUUCCAAGACUAUGGAGUUUCAGUGAUUAUCUUUCAUUCUUCAUAUUUGGUUGACAUUGAAGAGGAAAAGAUUGGUCGGGUCCUGAAGCUUGAUUCUCUUAAGAGUGGAAGUAUAUGGAAAGAAAUGGACAUUUUGGUUUUCAACACUUGGCUCUGGUGGUACCGCAGAGGACCCAAGCAACCAUGGGAUUAUGUUCAAACAGAUGACAAGAUACUGAAAGACAUGGAUCGUAUGGAAGCAUUUAAACUUGGUCUAUCAACAUGGGCUAAUUGGGUAAAUGAAGAGGUAGAUCCUACCAAAACCAAAGUUCUUUUUCAAGGAAUUUCUCCUUCCCAUUACAAUGGCACUGAGUGGAAUGAACCAGAAGUGAGAAAUUGUUCAAAGGAGACACAGCCAAUAAGUGGAUCCACUUACCCAAGUGGGUUGCCACCGUCAUUGUAUGUAGUGGAAGAUGUGUUGAAGAUCAUAACAAAGCCUAUUCAUCUACUCAACAUUACAACUCUCUCACAGUUGAGAAAAGAUGCACAUCCUAGUUCUUACAACGGAUUCAAAGGCAUGGACUGUACACAUUGGUGUGUUGCAGGGUUGCCAGAUACAUGGAACCAACUCUUGUACGCAGCACUCACAAGUUGGGAAUAA